CUGCCCAAAACAAACUCUAGGCCUGACUGCGACCGAGCGAAAGACAGAAGACAGCGGCUGAGCGGUGGUUGUUUACAAAGUUUCCUGAUGGAAAUAGAAGCCUCAUUCUGAUUGGAUAAUCAGUUAAAUGGAUGUCGAAGGUUACAACAUGGCAGCUCACGGUGGUGGAGAUGAGGAAGUAGAAGAAAAGCCGUCUGUUGAAGUGGUGCAAAAGAGGAUGCUUGAAAAUAUUGCCAAUAGCAACGCAAGAAUUUCCAGUCAGCAAAAAGAUGAAAUUGAUUUAACUCUCGAACAAAAAGUUGUCAUUUUGAGAGAACUUUUUGAAAAGAAACCAGCCGUCUUUGCUGAACGAUUCCACAUGUAUUUAGCUGAAGAAGAUCUGAUUGCAUUUGAAAACAAUAAGUUAUACGAAGUAGACUUCUAUUUAAAGGAAGCAAGAAAACGUUUAGCUUCUAACAACUCUGAUGUCGUCGUGAAAAAUAGACGAUAUGAAGCACUUCGGAAGCUGGAGAGAGAAGGGGUUUAUUUUGGGGACGAAGCAAUGAAUGAGAGAGCUCCGUAUAUGUAUAAUUAUUAUAUUGGACAGUAUCAGAGUCAAGCCGAGAAGGAAAGACCGUACGAUAACACAGACCUGAAGUUCUCCACAAUUCUAAUAGACUUUAUGCACAGGCAGGAUAGGGAGGCUUUGUUCAAGAGCCAACAGGAAGAUGAAGAAUGCAUGGAAGAGGAGGAGGAAGAGGAAGAAGAUGAGGAUGAUGACGAAGAAGAAAAAGAGGAUGAAGUACAUUCCAGUCCUGAUCCGAAGGAAUCCGGCAGUAAAGUAACCAUAACUGAUGAGGAGAAACAUCUGCUCCGUGAGGAAUUCAUGAGUCAUAUGAGAGAACGUUUCUUAAGCGGAAAAGAUGAGGAUUUUGAUUAUACAAGUGUGGAUUUUAAUAGAGAGUAUGAUUCUGUAGAAACACGGACUCAAGAUGAACAGGAGAAAUAUUUUGAUGAUGACUGAAGUUUUGUUUUUAAACUACUGUAUACACUAACUGGAAUAGCUGAUGUAGUUUCGAGUCUCAAUCUUGUGGUCUGGCCUUGAAUCUGUUUUCGUUCACUUUUGUGUCCUGGGUCAUAACACUUUAGUCCUCAUUUUUGUAGUAUCAUGACCUUUUGUAAUAUCAAGCAUCAAAGUGAGAUAGCCCUUGCUAUGUUGUCCCAAGUUCAUUAAAUACACAUAAUAUGUUUUCUAUACCAGGCCCAUGGAGGUUUAUCUGAGAAGACUUGGUUUUAUCACAACCAUGAAUGAGCAGCUUUAACCACUCAGUUGCUUAACUCACAGGAGCCAACUCCUGAGUAACGUAACUAAGGCUUGACAGAAUUCCAAUCAAUAUAGUUUUUAAAAUCAUUGGUGUGCUUUCUGUUAUUUUUUAAAUGGUGUUUUUUUUUAAAUAUAAAUUUUACAGUUCUAAAUUUUAAUUAUUGUUUUAAUCUGGAUCAGAUUGAAAACUGAGCAUGCAACUCAGAAUAAAGGAUAUUGAAAUGGGUACCUACAGUAGUAGGAAGUGUAUGGUGCAGUGGUGUAAAAAAGGAGUCCAAGAACCCUAGCUAAGGCUUCUCCUCUGGCCCUAUACCCUGUGGGAUAAGUCCAGCACUUGUGAUUUUAAGGAAGUUUUUUCUUUUUUCACAAGUUAGUGCUCGUUAAAAAGGCCCUGCUCGGCCAAUGUAUGGGGUUAAAAUGCUAAUAAAUAUCCCAGGGCACUUUAACGCCUGGAUGCCCUAACUUUAUAUAGCUCUUACGCCAGUGGAAUACUAAAUCAGUGAUUAAUAUUUAUGCUAAUAGGCGAGACUUUUUUAAUACCUUGUUUUGUGAACUUAUUUUUUAAAGAUCUUCAGAGGAGGGUGGGAAAAAAAAUUAAAAUUAAAUUUUGUUUUCUUAUUUAGCAAAUAGUUUAGCCAAAAACAUCCAGAUGGAGGAGAAAAUAAAAACACAAUUUUAUUGCUGAAUGUAAACAGGGGAUGGUUAAAUGCUUUAAGUUUAUAUAAUUUGGAAGAAAUUUACAUAUCUUAUUUUAGAGAUUUCAAAGCAGGGCAAACGUAAUAAAAAUAAAGAAAAACUUUAAUUUUUUUCUGUAAUUUCUAUUUUUUCUUGGUGGUGGGUACAAUAAUUGGCCAAAAAUAAAAUUUUAUUUUUAUUCGAAAUUAUUAUUGGCGGAUUUACUAAACAAGGUAUAAAAAGGCCUUUCCUUACUACCCGGACCUCACAGGGAGCUCUCGCUCGUACAAGGUUUAUGAUUGUUGUUGUUCGCAGUGGAAAAUAUUACAUGCAUACAUUUUGUCAGCAUAUGUUAUAAAUAACAUAACCACAUGACUGUCAUGUUUUCAUCAUUAGCUAUUUAGCUGUUCUGUUUAAUUUCUUUUAAAAAAUUCAUUAUCAUCCAGGGAUAAAAAUUAUGCAUCAAAAACAAUGUCAAGGUUCAUAGAUGUUUAGGCCAAUUUGUAGAUAUAAAUUUUUCUUUCUUGAAAGUUUUAUUCCAGUGAAUUAAAAUCUUAUUACAAUUA
Molecule: messenger RNA, 2544 nt
Organism: Anneissia japonica
Lineage: Eukaryota; Metazoa; Echinodermata; Crinoidea; Comatulida; Comatulidae
Product: coiled-coil domain-containing protein 97-like
Exons: 3
Coding region: 128-1003 (291 amino acids)
Source: RefSeq, a predicted model, not a curated record